AUGGGUGGCAGCGUCAAAGCUCUCCAGCGCGCCGGUGAAGAGGUGCACAGGUUGAGGGGCGCACGACUGAGCCGCCCGACCGGGAGAACCCGGUACAUGAGAGCCGGCGGAGCAUGUCUGUGGGGGCGAGGCCACAAGAACUGGUGGGCGAGGCCAGUGCCCCAGAAGGGAAAGGAAACCCCGGCCAUCUGGGCCGACACCACGGACGAUCAGCGCAGCGGCCUGAGGGCACUUGAGGCGCGCUGGCAGUCCAGAGCAGCGGCAGCGGGCACAGGGACUGGGAUCCUGGGAAAGCGGCCCCGGGGGGAGCCCGACCCCUCCUCAUACGCAGCGUGGAUGCGCCCGUCGCGGCAGCGGCCAGCUCCGUGGCGGGAUCGCCAGGUUCUUGCACUGGAGCCUGCAGGCGAGCCAGCACAGUCCCGGGGCCCACCUUCAGACACGGUGGACGCCGCCGCGCCCGCUGCAGGGCAGCCCGCACCUUGGGCGCAUGUGUGGAGGGUCAUUCACACUUCCCAUCUUGACCGGCGGCAGCGCAUCACGGCUUGGCGGCUGCUUCACGGCAAGCUCUUCGUCGGCGCCUUCUCACAGCACAUCCGCCGCCGCAGCUGCGAGAGUCAGCCCGCCACACUAACCCACGUCUUCAUCACUUGCCCCUUGGCAGCAGGAGUGUGGGACUGGCAUGCAGCGACAUGGGCAGCCGUCACAGGGGAGACCGCGCCGCCUCGCAGCACAGACCUGCUGCUGGCAGAUGACACCAGGGUGUGGGAGCCGCCGCAGCAACUCAGGCAUCGCUGGCAGCGCCUCCGCUUAGCUACCAUCUGCCAGCUCUGGGCCGCCUACCAGCGCGGCCGUCAUCAGCCAGACGCCCACACAUCGCCCGGGCAGCUCGCAGCCCGCGUCUUGUCUUCCUGCAGGAAGGCUCUCCUGGCCGACUGGCGACUUGCCACCGCCAACAUUCGGCUGUCAGCGGGCGUGCUCAGCGACUGGCUCCGGGGACGCGACCCCAGACUCAGCCGGGAAGAGUUCACAGCGCGCUGGUGCCACCGCGGAGUCCUCUGCACAGUGGACGCCCUGCCGGACGCACAGCCAGUCAUCCGCUGGAGCGCACAGCGCACCCAGUGCCGCUGCCCGCUUGAUGCUCUCCUCCACCACACAUCGUACCCGGCCUGCCUUGGCCUAAAACAGAGCACUCCCGCAGGAGGAUAA
Molecule: messenger RNA, 1206 nt
Organism: Coccomyxa subellipsoidea C-169
Lineage: Eukaryota; Viridiplantae; Chlorophyta; Trebouxiophyceae; Coccomyxaceae
Exons: 2
Coding region: 1-1206 (401 amino acids)
Source: RefSeq, a predicted model, not a curated record